AGGAGUUGUAGUUUUUUUGUUCAAAGCAGCACCCGCCGACACGAGCGGGGCUGGACCAGAGACUACAAGUCCCAGGGGGCGCUCGCAGGGCGUUCGCUAGGCGGCCGGUACGAAAGAGGAACCCGCCUGGUGUGUGGUGAGGGCCCUGCGUUGACGGAGGUGGCUUCUGCAGCUAAGCUGUAAGGCUCCAAGUAGACUCCAGGACCGGCCUAAUGCCUAGCGGGGCAUUGCCCGCCUUGUCUGGCUGUCAUUUUGUCAGCGAUGUGGCGAGUUCUUCUACCAAAGCUCAGACUACUAUUGUUCCAGAACUGGAGAUACCCAGCUUCUCUGCUACUUCAAUGCUGCAAUGGCCUCUGCUAAGUAAAAAAUCUUAAUAGAGGUGCCAGGCAUGCUCAUGGUACACAGACAUAUAUGAGGACAAACACCAUGAGCACAAGGUCAUCCCUCUCAAUCAAGGCUUUGCCCACUUGUCUUGAUUCCUGAGUUUUGAGCCCUAAAACUAAGGUGUGCAGUGGUCAGGUCUCUGAGGUCCCCACAGUCCUGUCUCUUCUGACAACUGAUCCCCCGGUGAGGAGCCUAUAUCUGUAGCUCUCAUCCUGGAGGGACAGAUCUCCCUGUCAGCUCCCCAGCAUGGCAAUGCAGUAUCUCAUGCUUUUGGCUGGUCUUCUGAUGGGAGGUCUGAGCAAGUCUACAGAAAGCAAGGCCCAGCAACUUGAGUGUUGUAUGGAUGUGGUAGACUUCAAUACUACCUGCCCAAGCACAGGUCUGUGUGGCCCAGGUUGCUACAGGCACUGGAAUGCAGAUGGGAGUGCUAGCUGUGUCCGAUGCUGGAAUGGGACCCUCCCAACAUACAAUGGCUCUGAGUGCAGAAGUCUCACUGGUCGGGGCAUGCAGUUUCCCAUGAACAGAAGCACAGGGACACCUGGACAGCCACAUUUUGGGGGUCCUCAUGUGGCAGCUUCCCUCUUCCUGGGGACACUCUUCAUCAGCACAGGCCUCAUCCUCUGUGUGGCUGGGUUCUUCUACCUCAAGCGCUCCAGUAAGCUUCCUGAGGUUUUCUACAGGAGAAACAGAGCCCCUGUCUUGCAGACUGGUGAAACAGCUUCAAUGGUCCCCCUGCCACAGUCUUCAGUGAGGAAGCCAAGAUACAUCAGGCGCGAGCAGCACCCAGACAAGAAUAGGAAUCCUUCUGCCUUUUCCACAGUGGAGGCCCACAUCAGCAACGUCUGACCUA
Messenger RNA from Psammomys obesus (fat sand rat), 1234 nucleotides. RefSeq names its product chromosome unknown C1orf159 homolog (gene CUNH1orf159). The coding region runs from base 631 to 1230 and encodes 199 amino acids. The transcript has 12 exons. Lineage: Eukaryota; Metazoa; Chordata; Mammalia; Rodentia; Muridae. The record is from RefSeq and is a predicted model, not a curated record.